AUGGAGCACAAGGACUUCACCACAUAUUAUCCAUCCGUAGCAGCAAUUCUCCUUGUUCUUUUCUUUUUGUCAUCGAGAUUUCUCGAUGUCGAGAGAUUCCCUAAUGAACCCCCUUACAUCACCUCUUCAAUUCCUUAUUUUGGCCAUGCCAUCGGACUGUUUCUCAACAAGAUACCAUAUUAUAACAAAGUAAAGUGGGUGCUCUCACAGAUACUCCUCAGCCGGUCUUAGGUUGAUCAAAUUUGAACUGACUUCGAGGUUCUACAUAGUGCAAAGUACAACUAUCCAGCUUUUACGCUUGCUAUGCCGGCGGGAAAGGUUUACGUUGUAUCCUCUCCAGAUGUAGCUCGCGAAGUACAACGACAUUCUAAAACGCUUUCCUUCCCCUGGAUUGAAGCAAUCUUUGGCGUUAGUGUGGCAGGGCUAAGUAAAGAAGGUGCAGCCCUGGUUUUUAACAACGUACAAGGAGAAGGUGGCGAACAUGGCAUAUUUUUCGAUGGUCUCAAACUUAUGAUUAACAUUCUCAAACCGGGUGUUGCGCUGGACGAAAUGAACAAGACGAUGCUAGAAAGUGUGUCUGAUACGAUGUCAGAAUUUGACGAAGGGCCCAUCUCGGAAGACAUUGACCUGUGGGCUUGGAUCAAACAUAUGAUGAUUCUUGCAGCAACUGACGCUAUUUAUGGUCCUGGAAAUCCAUUCAAAGAUCCACAGUUGGAGAAAGACAUGUGGUCAGUCGCUCUCCAACCCCCUUUUCAGGGUUUAGCUGACUUAUCCACAAAGGCAUAUCUCAGAUAAUGUCAGCUCACUACUGAUCGGGAUUCUCCCGAUGGUGUUCGCUAGAAAAUCACAUCUAGUCCACCGGCGUGUUACACAGGCUUUCGAAAACUUCUACCGCCACGGAAAGGAAGAGACAUCAUCUACGAUGACCCAAGGCAGGUAUAACGACACAAAAGGUACAAUGUCGCUCAAUGAUAUCGCACGUCUUGAUGUCGCUCAAGGUAUCACUGUGUUUUCAAACACGGUACCUUCUGGAUUCUGGACUCUCUACCAUGUCCUAUCGAAACCGGAUGUCCUGUCGCUAGUUCGAUCCGAAGCUAUGAAGCACCUACAUACGGAAGAAUUCAACGGCAAGAUUCAGCGAAUGCUUGAUGUAAAAGGUAUCCGAAGCUCCACCAUUCUUGAAUCGGUUCUGAAGGAAUCACUACGACAUCAAGCGUUGGAAAUGGGUACGAGAAUGGUCGUAGAAGACGUGGUCAUUGGCGGUGCCAAUCCUUUUCUUCUCAAGAAGGAUUGCUUUGUUAUGCUUCCAAAUCAACCAAUGCACUUUAAUGAGAAAGCUUGGGGCCCAAAUGUACGGGAAUUCGACCCGCUACGAUUCACCAAAUCAGGGGGGAGUCAUCAGGGCGUCGCAUUCCGAGGAUUUGGUGGCGGCGCAAAUUUGUGUGGAGGGAGAUUCUUCGCAAGUACUGAGAUUCUAUUUAUUGUUUCAAUGUGUGCUCUCAGGUAUGAUAUGAAGCCAGUUGGCGGGAUAUGGAAUAAUCCCAGCCCUGAUCAUAAUGUCAUGUCUUCGGUCGUUACUCCACCCCUCAAGAAGACCAUCGUCAGAAUGAAAAGCAGGAAGGGGAUCGAGGAUGGAAAUUGGGGUUUCAGAUUGUGA
Messenger RNA from Hymenoscyphus albidus, 1657 nucleotides. The record is from the annotation of a GenBank genome assembly. NCBI's taxonomy places the organism in Eukaryota, Fungi, Ascomycota, Leotiomycetes, Helotiales, Helotiaceae.